Molecule: messenger RNA, 264 nt
Organism: Scutellospora calospora
Lineage: Eukaryota; Fungi; Glomeromycota; Glomeromycetes; Diversisporales; Gigasporaceae
Source: the annotation of a GenBank genome assembly
AUGAAUAUUUGGUCAUCAAUGGUUAAUGAAUCAUAUCUAUCAUUAACUGCAUAUUAUAUUACUUCAAACAAUCGUGUAAUAAGUUUAACAAUGGACAAUGAAACCACUAUGGUAGCAUGUUGUUCUCUAUUAGCAAAUGAAUUAGACAAUGAAUUCAAUAGCUUAGGCUUUUCACACUAUUGUUGUUCAGCCUAUGUAAUUAAUUUGGCUGUUCAGCAGGGUCUAAAAGCUAUAGGAUCAGAAUUAAAAAAACUUCGUAAAUGA